Molecule: messenger RNA, 447 nt
Organism: Lichtheimia ornata
Lineage: Eukaryota; Fungi; Mucoromycota; Mucoromycetes; Mucorales; Lichtheimiaceae
Exons: 6
Coding region: 1-447 (148 amino acids)
Source: RefSeq, a predicted model, not a curated record
AUGGGUGAACAGGUGGUCAAUGGCGACACAUUUAGCUACAACAAGCACGUGCGCGAUCUACCCAUGACACAAGCUUCCAUUCCAAUUCAACAUUUCGUGUGUAGACGUCUUCACAUUGCCUCUUUUGGGUUGAACAUGUUGGAUGAUGGUACCUCUGGCAGCAACAGGAUGCGGAUCUCAAAGCAAGAAUGCUGUAUGGUUGGCUCAAUGCAGCAAGACAAUAUGGAUGACAUGGAGAUACGUGGGCUUACCAAACACCAUACAGUGACAGAGCCUCUUUCGGCGAUACUAUUAUUAUCAAGGCUGCAUGUCAAGGACGUCAUUGUACUGUACUUUCCUGUGGAGCUCUACAUGUUGUGCCCGGGGACAGUGCGACUCAUGUUGCGGCCUCAGGGAUUUAAAAAUGCAUCCUCUGUUCGCACGGCUCCAUCGUUUUACGGCUAUUGA